UGGAACAACCCCCAAGUGUAUAUCAGAUGAGGAAAGGUGUGUUCUAAUUAAUGGGAGUGCGGUGGACUCCCUCCUCAGCUGCAACCGUGUCUGUGUGCCUUCGUGUAAUGUGGAGGAGCGCCCUAUCCCUGCUGGAACAAAAAAAGGUUUACUUAAAGCAGCUCCCUGGGGAUUGUUUGCAGGGAGUAGCUGGGAGGAACUUUUACUCUCUUCCUAUGAAACAGCUGGGCCGAGGGCAGCAUGAGAAAGACAUCCUACUCAGGAAUCUCAAGGACCUCCAGUGGGAGACUCCGAAGACUUGGCGACCCAACAAGCCCAACUUUGAAGAGAUCUUUUGAGGUUGAAGAGGUAGACCAGCCACCAAAUUCUUCUACUCCACAGAGGCGGACACCAAACACUCUUGUUCGGUCCACAGUGUCCAGCUCUGCACAGAAGUUCCAGGAUCUUGGCACCAGGACGUCAGAGAGUCCUUCCAGACAUGUGGACCCACCUGUACAAAGGUCCCCCAAGUCCUCUCUGAGAAGAGUGGAGCUCUCUGGGCCAAAGCAUCCAGAAGGAGUGUCCAGAAGAACAGAAAUCUCCAUUGAUAUCUCAUCUAAGCAAGUGGAAAAUUCCACCUCAGGAGCUUCAAGAUUUGGCCUCAAAAGAGCAGAUGCCUUGGGGCAUAAGCCUCCGGAGACCACUCCCAGAAGGACUGAGAUGAAUAUAGGUAAGCCCCAGGACCAAGCACUUCGCAGAAUGGAUGUCCCUUCAAAGAUCCCUGAACCAACACAGCGUAGAGUCGAAGCCACUAGUCCACCUAUGCCUGAUGUUGCCACCAGACGUGUGGAGAUCCAGGUAACAAAAUCUUCAGAGGUUCCAGCACCACCAGCCAGGCAGACUGAACAUGUGGAGGUCUUCCCAGCCACUCACCAUCUGCCGCCAGAACCAAAGUUACAGCCAAUAGCAGUGACUGAAAUCCCAUCCAAAAAUCAAGAAGGUUCAGAGGCCAUUCCUAGCUACCCAAGCAGCAUGAUGGAUGCCACUCGAGAUGCAGGCCUCAAGCAAACUGUCCCAGCGCGGACAGAGAAGCCAGCUGCUGACUUUUCCUAUGUUGGGAUCGAUGCCAUUCUUGAGCAGAUGCGGAGGAAAGCCAUGAAACAAGGGUUUGAGUUCAACAUCAUGGUAGUUGGUCAGAGUGGAUUGGGAAAAUCUACUCUAAUCAAUACCCUCUUUAAAUCCAAGAUCAGCCGCAAAUCUGUGCAGCCAAGUUCCGAAGAGCGGAUCCCCAAGACAAUUGAGAUCAAGUCCAUUACACACGAUAUUGAGGAGAAGGGGGUUCGUAUGAAGCUGACUGUUAUUGACACCCCAGGGUUUGGAGACCACAUCAACAAUGAGAAUUGUUGGCAACCCAUUAUGAAGUUCAUCAAUGACCAGUAUGAAAAAUAUCUCCAGGAAGAGCUCAAUAUUAACCGUAAGAAGCGGAUACCAGACACCAGAGUCCACUGCUGUAUAUAUUUCAUUCCUGCCACUGGGCACUCCCUCCGGCCACUGGACAUUGAAUUCAUGAGACGUCUGAGCAAAGUGGUCAACAUUGUGCCUGUCAUUGCCAAAGCAGACACGUUAACGCUGGAAGAGAGGGACUACUUCAAACAAAGGAUCACAGCAGAUCUCCUUGCCAAUGGCAUUGAUGUGUAUCCGCAGAAACAGUUUGAUGAAGACUCUGAAGAUCGGCUCAUAAAUGAAAAGUUUAGAGAAAUGAUUCCAUUUGCUGUCGUGGGCAGUGACCAAGAAUACCAGAUUAACGGAAGGCGAAUUCUGGGAAGGAAGACAAAAUGGGGCACAAUAGAAGUUGAGAAUACGACGCACUGUGAGUUUGCCUAUUUGCGGGAUCUUCUGAUCAGGACACACAUGCAGAACAUCAAGGACAUUACCAGCAGCAUCCAUUUUGAAGCCUACAGAGUAAAACGCUUGAAUGAGAACCAGAACAUGCUCUCCAAUGGUGUGGCUGACAAGGAAGAAUUGGUGGUCAAUGAAAUGUAACACUCCUUUCCUGAGCUAGGACCCAAAUUUACUUUCUUCCUCCUUCCCCAUCCUCCUCUGUUCCUAAAACAAAGCAUAACCAUUCUGCUGGGGUCACUAUUCUUUUCUCCUCUUUACCAUUCAUACCCCACACUGAUGACCAAAUAACAGUAUUUCAUAAAUGAAAGCAAGCCUCGUUCUUUCACAGUCUCCGUAGUGUGAAACGUAUGUUCUGUCCUUUGGGGUGUGGUAAGAGAGCAGUAGGGAGGAGCCCGAAGAUAAUCUAAAGAAGAGAAGCUUUUCUUGGUUUGAUGCCUAACAUCAACAGUUGUGGCCAUGUUUGCACAGAUCUGCUGGUAAAACUGGCCACUUUGCAGGUUGGUGGAGGAUGUGUUACUGAUCAUAGCAGGCCUAGGUUCUUGAGAAUGCGAUCAUGGAACUUGUUAGAGUCAUGCUUUCCUUUUCUGUCAAUCACAAUACAAAGUUCCUGCCUGAAUAUUCAAGUCUACUGGGCUUGGUAGAAAGUUUGUUAUGACUCUUUGGGCAAAAUCCUGUUGUUUGGCAUAGUAAAUCACACUAUAGUAACCCAGUGAAUCAAUGGGGAUUUAGUAAGUCAACUCCUCUGUACGUUCUGCUGAUUCAAAAGGGCCUAUUCUGAACUAUGGCUACUAUGCUAAAGUAAGUCACAGUUAGAGUGUAGCCCAUUUGAAUCAGUGGAAUUUAUGGACUCACCAAAUCCCCAUUGAUUCAGUGAGCCUAAAUUUAGUGUGAUUUACGAUACUAACCAACAGGAUUUUGACCUUUGUCUUGUGCUGUGAUUUCUGGCUAGUAAGUAUGAGGCAUGGCUGUAUUAAGGGGACUGCCAAGUAUUCCUCACUCCGUCCAUGCAGCCUAUCCUCAUAGAGCAGUAUCAAAUCAGGGUGUGUUGAAAUUGCAGAAGAUUGAUCCAGGUGAGGAAGCCCACUUUAUCAAAUAUUUGGAGAGGCCUGGUGGGGUUCAUAUAGAUGUUAGACAGAAAGUGCCACAAGAUCUUCCCUGCUACAUAUAGAAGGAGGAGAAGAGAGCUUAGAGAGAGACUAAUUUCUUCCUUCUUUGUGUCAGUGGUUCAGGGCUAUGGAAAUUCUUCUGAUAUAGUUGAUUUAUCUAGUGCCAAAGGUUUACUGUCUGGUAAGCCAGAAGUGGGUGGGUGUCUCUUUUUUUGUUUGGUAUAUUUGUCAUUUUUGUGUGUUUCUCUCUCUUUCUCUUUCUGUAUUAACACUAUCCAUUUAAGGUGAAAAAAAUUUUUUUUUACUAGAGCUGGCUUUUAACAUAAAGGUUGAAUGACAGAGAAAGGAGUUACAAUCACGUGGCACAAUUCCACUCAACACUGUGUACCUCUUGCUCCCGCAUGUCUAAUCUUUCUCCCAUUCUUUUUUCAAAAGUCAGCAAUAAUAUGGGGCCAGCUUGUUCACUAGAAAAGAGAAAGCAUGCCAACUAUGUGACAAGUAUGGCAACUCAAAUAACUAGAGACUGCUGUUGGCAAGCGAAGACCUUUGUGAAUUUUAGAAGGGCAUCCUCUUCUUUCCACCAUCUCCCCGUCCUCCAGAGCUAAAACCUCAAAUCCUGUCACCUUCUUAGAUGUCUGUGUCUUUGCUGUGCAUGCACUUGAUUCAGACUUCUGUUCAAAUGCCUAGUGUAUGCUUGCAUGUGCUGGAGUUGUACAUAGUUUCCACAAAACGAAUGUGGAAAACCCCUAGUCUUCACAAUGUUUUUGCUGACUUUCUCUUGUUUCCCCUUCUUUUCCAACUAUUUAAAGAAGCUAGAGAGAAGCUUCAGUUCUGGAUAGGCUUGUGUUUCUCAGUGUGCAGUUUCUGUGUGUAGCCCCUCUGACUGUGGCUCCCCGGGUGUGCAAACUGUAGACAUGCCAGUACACAUGGGUCAUUUCUGUGUGAAAAACUGUACUCUUUAUGUGGACUGGCCCGGGGUCUUGCACACAUUUGCAGUUUAGAACUUUUGGCCCAAAGUACAGAGUCAUCAAGAGUGCCAGUUUACCCAAUAUUCUUGUGCACAUUAUCUCAGUUCCUGCGGAUGGGUCAAGAUCACAUCUAGGCUGUUUGCUUGUGGCAACUGGCCCUAAGCUUUAACAUAAUAGGCCAACAUUUAGUAUGAGCUAUUCAGAGAGCGGUUUUAACAUAGACUCCAUUCAGAUCUUCCGGCCAGUCUUACUAUUUUUCAAGUGGAACAUGCUUUCUAUCCCUUCCUUCUGAGGAAGUUUGAAGUUGUUCAGGUGCCAUUUUCCCAUAACAUUAAUGUCCGGGAGGGGAGUAAAUGGAACCUUCAUUUAGAAGGCCUGAAACCCUGGCUGGUAAUAGUGAUCUUAUGAAGAAGGCCAGCCAGGAGAGCCUAGCUUUCUCUUCUUCUCGGGAAACAACUUGCCAGCUCCGGAAUAUUGCCUUCUCUUUUUGUGCUGUACGUCACUGGUCCAUUUGGGACAGACAAGCUCUGUGCUGCCCUCUUGUGGAGUCCUGGGAAAAGGAAUCAUACAUGCUGAUUCCUGGCUUUCACAAAGGGCAGGCCUUACAUUUUCACCUUGCUUAUUCCAGGCACCAGAGUGACCCACUCUCAGCAGGCAAACACGCCUGAGAAGAAUGCUUCACACCUUAACAUGUCACAGUAGAAUUCCAAGGGAUGGCCCCUUUCUCUGGCAGGUGUCCCUAAAAGAAACUUGUCAAACUGAGCUUCACCCAACACUGCCUGUUACCUUAUUUUGCUGCUUCUGUCCUGGCCACAUGCUUUUCUUUCCAUUAAUCCAAGCUCUCAGGCAUUUUGUUGUGCAGUUCAAUCCCAUGAUGAGUAUACUUUUUGCUCAGAGCCUGUCAUACAUUUUCUGUUUUAAGUAAGUCUAAACUGUCCUUUUAACUUCUAUGUUGUCCCUCCCAAACUAAAACGAAAAAUAAAAAUAGUAAUUAUGGAGGAAUCUUUACUGAGCUGUGUUAAGCUGAGGAAAAUUAUUUUUUUUACUUGCUGACUUGCUAUAUUUUAGCAAAAUAAAAAUCGUGUAUUAACUAAAUAUAUAUAUUUCAAGUGGUUAAGACUAUGAAAUGGGUAACUAUGAAAUGAAGAAUGUCUUUUGCCCCUUUAGAUGCAGGAAAAAAAAUGCAUCAUGUCUUGUUUGCCAAUAUCUCAGCUAGAGAAAGCAAGACAGAAAUGGCUUUCUCUUUUUAUAUUGGGUGGGGAGGGGAGUUACUGAAUAAAAAAACCCACAUCCAAAUCUAUAAAAACAAAAAUUGCCUUUUUGAGGAUUGUAUGCAUUAUGACAAAUUCAGUCCUGUUUUGUAUAAAUAAUAGUGUUUAAUAUGUAUUUCCCAAAAAUAAAUGUUUCAAAUGGAAAAUUU
This is a messenger RNA of Pogona vitticeps (central bearded dragon), 5375 nucleotides long. RefSeq names its product septin 9 (gene SEPTIN9). Gene Ontology annotation, molecular function: GTP binding. The record is from RefSeq and is a predicted model, not a curated record. NCBI's taxonomy places the organism in Eukaryota, Metazoa, Chordata, Lepidosauria, Squamata, Agamidae.